Molecule: messenger RNA, 4359 nt
Organism: Penicillium chermesinum
Lineage: Eukaryota; Fungi; Ascomycota; Eurotiomycetes; Eurotiales; Aspergillaceae
Exons: 3
Biological process (GO): regulation of transcription by RNA polymerase II
Cellular component (GO): mediator complex
Molecular function (GO): transcription coregulator activity
Source: RefSeq, a predicted model, not a curated record
UGGCUUCUCCACUAUUUAUUGGAGAAUAUACACGGAGGAGGGGGCAUUGCGAACCACUCCCAGGAUGGCCAGGCUAAUGGCUACACCAUUUUGAAGCACCUAGGGCGCUUGAAGCAUCUCGAGGCUCGAUUGCGGAAUCAAAACUGUUUAGCAUCAUGUCCCCGGCGUCUUGGGCUGUGGGUGUUCUCUCCUACUCCAACAUUCGAAAGCCUACGUGCUUUAUAUGUGAAAGAAGGCAACGAGGAAACGAAAAAAAGUCGUAAUCGAUUCGACAGUCUUGAAAGGUACUCAUCUUUUUCUACAGAGCCAAAUCCCAACUUUCACAUACUAACCAUCGUGAUAGUCUCUGCAUCAGGCAGCAUAAGUUCCCAAGAAUUGAUCAAAAGUCUGACACCUGACUCGCAAAACCCGAACGGGGCUCGACAACCCACCACUCCAAAGCCACAGGGACAGCCCCAAUCUAGACGUCCAGAAGGCUACGGCAGUUCGGCUGCCAUCUAUGCGGCUUUCAUCUCUGCUGUCACUGGUGCAAUAAGCCUUCAUCUCGUCCGCUCUCAUGGUGCCUUGCCACUUGGGUCACGCACUCUUUUCACUGCAGUGGACAAGCUUAGCUAUGAAAGCCCACGCGUUGACAAUGAAAGCCCGCUUUCCAUACCUUGUCUGACAACCUUGAAUGUCCAGCUCAACAUGCCUGGAACAUUAACUAUCACCAUACAAACCAUAGAUCAGCCAGGGAUAUUACCCCUAGCUAACCCUCGCGAAGAUAUGCAGGAUGUCUUGCAGGCCCAAUCCGGAAUGGACCUUUGGCUAUGUCCGAAUGGAAGCGUGGCACGUCUAGUUACUGCGAAUAUUGAAUCUCCAAGUGUGCCCUCCCCUGGAGCCUCGACUACCGGGAACAUCACAAUGAAAAGAAGGCAGUGGAGGCUAGAUGUCGCCGAGUGGCUGGGGUCCUUUGGGCUGAAGAUUGACUCAGUUGACGACGAACUUUGGGUCGAGGUUGAAGUCUGGGAACCCAUUUUUGCAAAAUUGGCUGGAGAUGCUUGGCGGCAACACGAGGACUCACAGUCGCCGCUCCCUUUGAAGCGUAUGCUAUGGCCUGCACGUUUCUGCUUCAAGAGGCCUGGGUCAUCCAGGCAAGUCUCUUGGCUUCAAAACCCUGCGGAUGACCCACUAGAAUUUGCAGAGAGGUGGUCGUCAGAAACUGGAGCACUUCAACUUAGUAACCCACUCCAAGCACCUUCAGCCUUGCAAGAGCCACAAGUCAAAGAUCAUGUAGCUUCACCUAGACCUGACAGUUUCGACGGCUUGGAAAGUUUAUCGCGCAUGACACAAUAUCCCGACUUGCCCCCUACAAAUCUCGUCUAUCCAACACCCCCCGAAGGCACCGCUACAACUGGCCUCAGCAACCCAAAUCCUGACGACACUGAACUUAUCCUUUCACCUGCAGUCCCACCAGACUCGAGAAAUAUCAACUCCGAGGUGGAUCCAAAUACCGUCGGUACUGGUAAUUAUGAUGCCAGUGACGACGAAGACCUUUUUGGAGAGAUGAACGGGAGAGAUUUUGGAUCUAAGGGAAUCACCGAUGCAGACUUCAGCUUCUUCGACGAUCCAGACCUUGAAGAUAUGGAGUUGGGAACUGCUGAUCAACCUCAGGAAUCCGAAGACCGGAUAGAUCAUGAACCUGAUCUCAAUGAGUUUCCUAACCCUUCCCCGGAUGUCAUCGCUCCGCUUGAUGUCCCCGAUAUCAAUCAACACCAAGAAAAAGAGGAGCUGCGCCCACCUCCAUCUGAAGAUGCUAAGCCGCAAGAACCAGUAGAUGAGCCGAAGGACGAGAGCCAUUCACCCGUCUCUUCGCUUGACCGAGAGGGCCAAACCAUUAGCCCACCUUUGAGCCCGGUAGAAAUCAAGAAAAUCCUGUUCCCAGGCGCAGAGGAAACCAAACAUCAGACUCCCUCCGCAGAUGGUCGUCCUCAACAGGGAGGGUAUCUUCCUGUGGCCUUUGAAAGAAAGAUCAGUGACUGGGACCAAAAGUAUGGCUCCACGGGGAAGUUUUGGUUUUCCUCCAAGAAUGCACAUGAAAAGACGGACCUAACUUCGAACACGAUACCAACAAUUGGGCUGCCUAGCAGAGCUCGCGGGGCUACAGUCACCCAACGCAAAGUUGCAGACAAAGCCGGACAUGCAGAGAUCAAGAAAUUCGACGAGAAGUCGCCUUCGGACUCUGAAAGUGAAAGUAGCGAGAGUGAGGACUACAUCGUUCCGGAUAGUAUGAGUGUGCCGUCGGUUUUGCCAUCAUUGAAGAGGAAGCGAGUUCCGUCCGAAUCAGACGUCCUGUCCGUUGCCUCUCCGGCGAAAUCAGCUGGUCCGGUCGAUUCGACCAGUCUAAUGAAGGUGGAAAACGAAACAUUUUUGGGCAACUUUCUCGCGAAUUUCUCUGACUGGUCCUUUAUUGGGUAUUUUUCCGCUUUCCAGGCUCAGCAGCUACCAGUGCUUCUUCGUCGCGAGGACCAGAUACAAGUCGCUCAAUUACUUGCCGACCAAGUCGCGCAAUCCUCCUUGAACCAUCCACUGGGAGGUCAUAUUGCGCUCUUUGACCUUGAACGGGAUAGCUUCUUAUGGAGGACAAACUUAGAAGACUCGUCAUUCCUGGGUGAUAUCUCGAAGCUGGAAUUGAGAACCUAUGUCUCCCUUCAAGAAGAGAUGAACGCUCUUUCAGGCCAGCAGCCAACGAAGGAGUUGAUCAAGGGUACAAUUACGAGGAUGCCUGCUCCGCAUUUGCGCGUGCGGCGCGGCGCGGAGUAUUUGGAGACUCUUCCGGCUGCAGUGUCUUUCUGGGAAACAUUUGGCCUGGAGCCUGCGCAUGGCACUAAAGAUAUUUCGGCAUAUUGCAUCUAUCCGAGUGCCGUUGCAAAGGCAGCCGAUGGAUUCUUGAAUCGCUUUGGACUUCAUUACCAGAGUUGCAAUUUGGGGAGUCAUGUGCGAGGUGACCAGUCGGCUGGUUUCGAAAAUGGCAUGAGAGCAUGGGAGUCGGACACCUGCAGCUACGCCUCCAUGAUGCGGACGUUGAAAACCAUUUGCCGGGAACUAGCAAACGAUUUGUCUCAAUCUCAAACUUCGUCGAAUUGCGUGGUCUACAUUGUCAACCCGUUCUCUCAAGCCUCAGGACUUGCCGAUAUAUGCGCGGCUUUCUGGCAUCUAUUUCAAGAGCUCAAGGCCGAUGAUGACCAGAUUUCCACGCCAGUCCACGAUAUCGCUUUGCAGAUCAUCCCAAUGGACUUCAUCGCCUCGGAGGAUUCAAUGGUUGUGCCAACCCAGGCCGAUUAUAUGAACCUCGCUUUAGAAGUAUAUGGUCGUUGUCGUCCUAAGGAUCCCGAUGCUGAUCCUCUUCUUGGCGCCCCGGCAGUUCUUUUGGCGGAUUCCUUGCCCAAGGCUAUCAAUUUCCGCCUUGCUCCUGAAAGGGCAUCCCCAUUACAGGAUGGACGAUGCCUUCACGUCGCUUGCUCCAAGAGUUCCGAUCAGCGAUGGUUAUCAGUAGCCUGGUCGGACGGAACGGGGGGUCUACAGACGAGUGUAUCCUACUGCCUACGUCAUCGCAACCGAGGUGUCGCCCGAUCGAUGUCGGAAGUGCGCAGCGAAAUAUGGGGCGUGACCAAGCAUAUCAUGGACAAGUUCCCGGCUAGAUGGAAGGUUAUUCUGGCCAACUCUGAGCCCAUCGAUUCAGAUGAGGUAGACGCAUGGUCCGCUCUCUCCGAGCAGCAGAAUAAGGCCCGUCCAGGAUCAAUGGACCUCACUAUCGUCACAGCCAGCACCAUCCCAGACUUAGCCCUUGAGGCCCCCGCCCCUUCGAUGACUCCCAAUGUCCUCCAUCCAACCCUUUCUUCGACACCCGUCUCAACUCCCAACCCAAACGUUAGCAUUGCCUCUCCCGAGCAAUCCGCCACUGUCACCACCCCCAGCGCAAUGUACAAUGCUCCGACACCCACAGAACCAUCCGUCGAGCCUGAUGCAGACGUCAUUCUGACGGACAUCUGCGACGAGUCGUGGGCGGUGAUCUUGUCACACCGACUCAAUAGCUCCCCCCAUAUCACCGAGCUCCGUCCCGCUCUGGCUAGCGGUUAUCUCCUUCGGCGCAAGGGCGCCACCGAUGGCGACGGUGUGUACGCUAUGACAGUCAACCUAGUUCACACCCAGCGGCCCGCUUCCUCUCACGAUGCUAUUCUGAGGGAUGUUUUGAGCAUGUACCGUGAUCUCGCCUCUCUCGCCCGGACACGGGGCAUACGCAGUGUGCAGGCGAAUACAAUGCCUUGGCAUAUCGCAACCGCCCUGAGAGCACAGGAGCUCCUCAGUUAUGUUUUUUAA